AUGGGCGUUUCUGGAUUUCGCCCGCCUCGUGGAAUGUGCUUUGUCUUCCACUUUCGCUGCAAGUUUCGACGCCGGUACGUCCGGCUAUGGUCCGGCAGAACAGCCGCUACGUGGUGCGGCAGAUGCCACGCCAGACAGCAAGCAAAAAAACAGCAGAAUAACCGGAAGCACGGUGUACAGGCGCGCGCUCGAGCAGUCCUUUCAGUAGUCGUGAAGUUAAGCUUUCACCGAGGCCUCCUACACAAGAGACAGAGCGCCAGGCAAGACGACAGAACGCUUCGUGAAUGCUACGAUUUCGCCCAGCACGACAGUAUGAAGACUGUUCUUAUCACAGGAGCCUCAGGUCUGCUCGGACGACCCCUGGUUAGAGCUUUCCAGGCCGCGUCUUGGAGCGUCACCGGUCUCGCUCACAGCAGAGCAUCUGGAGAAUUGCUUAGCGUGGACCUCACUGACGCUAAGCUGACGGAAAAAAUCGUGACGGAGAAAAGGCCAAAUGUCAUCGUUCAUUCAGCUGCCCAGCGGUUUCCUGACAAAGUUGAGAAGGAUUACGACGGCAGCUAUGCACUUAACGUCACUGCAUCCAAAAAUCUAGCAGCUUUAGCCGAUGCCGUAGGAGCAGCGUUCAUCUUUAUAAGUACAGAUUAUGUAUUUGAUGGACGGGACCCGCCCUACUCCGAAAGCGCCAAGCCCAACCCUUUGAACAAGUACGGCAAAACGAAAGCAGAGGCUGAGCGAGCAGUGCUCUCUGCGAAACCAGACGCAGUCGUGCUACGCGUGCCCGUGCUGUACGGGGGGGAGGAGUACGUCGCCGAGAGCUCCGUGUCGGUCUUGUGCGAGCUGCUGAACGACCGCUCGAAGCACGUGAAGGCGUCGGACUACGAGAUCCGCUACCCUUCCCACACUGAGGACAUUGCGUUCAUCGUUGUCCAGCUUGCCGAGCGUGGACGUAAGGACCGGAGCGUGAGCGGCGUGUACCAGUGGUGCGGCCUGGAGCCACUCACCAAGUACGCCAUGGUGCGCGCCAUCGGUCAGGCGCACGGGCUCAGCACCGACCACGUGUCGCCGGACGCCGAGCCGAGCAGCGGCGCCCCGAGGCCCCGAGACUGCCGCCUCGAGCACUCCAGGCUGCAGCAGUUGGGCAUCGCCCGCCACACGCCGUUCGCCCAGGGCGUCGCCGGGUUCGCCAAGUUCCUCCGACCCGCCGCCGGGCAGCACCACGCGUGAAGCAUGCUGUUCUUGCUCGCAUAUACGACCUCGCCGGCCUUUUUUUGUAUCACUUGUGCAGUAUUGGAGGAAUGGACGCAAUGCACUUUUGUGCGUUCGCGGGGCAAUGGUGUGUGAGACGUCGACACCUUCAGUGCAUCUGGCUACGAGAGCGCAGGCUGUUGUUAUGCGUGGUGACUUGUGCCAUGGUCAAUCCAUCGCUGCGGAUGUCGGGCGUGUGUAUCACUAAACGUGCUGUCUCGUCUGUUCCUGCGGUGUAAUAUUUACUCUUUAUUCUGUCACCUUUUAUUCCCUUUCCCCAGCUCAGGGUAGCCAGCUGGUACUUACCCUGGCUAACCUCCCUGUCUUUCCUUCAAUUUCCCCCUCUCUCUUUAUACCGGUACGUUUUCAUAUGCAGUCGAAUAAUGUUCUUUGUGCGAUUUUUGUGUACUGCGCUCUUAUAUGCAAGUGACAGAAGUGAUAUGGAUCGCGCAUAAAUUCCACGUUUCUGUAAGUAUUGCGCCGAAAUCGAAUGGAAUUAUUUAACUGUAUAUGGAACAUUUUGGUCUGUGUGUAAUUAUGCAAAUUAUGAACCUGCACAUUGCUGAAGAAAAUAUAUGUUCAUCGAUUCCUGUGUAGCUUUGAUGUUGCUUUUGGGUGUAGAGUGGUAACCCGGUCCCGGUGGCAGCGAGCGCUACAUCUGUUUAUGUAUAUAUAUAUAUAUAUAUAUAUAUAUAUAUAUAUAUAUAUCUGCAGUUCAAUAUGUCGGAGUUGUCCGCUCUGUUCAGGCGAGAAUUACGCGGAGUAAUCACGAAGCCUGUAAGAACAUAGUGCAAAGUACAAUGGAAUUGCAUACUGCACUAUACAAAGCGCUGCAACAGGAACUGGCACAUGAUGACAACCUGGCCUCUCGUGUGCGCAUGCGCAGUAGCGCCGCAUUCGUGUCGCUUACGGGAUUCACAGUCUGCCACUACUCGUGCGUUGUACGCAUAGGACCUGUGUAACGAUGUCGAAACUUCGACGCUCUCAGUGAGCCGACUCCGCAGUCAUUCCGCAAAUACAUACUUUUUCACGACAUAUGUAAGCCUACAUUUUAAACAUGUGUGCCUUAGUUUCUAAGCGUUUGGUGACAGUGUGAUAGAAACGUACAAACAUAAACCAAGCGUAGCGUCGACCAAGUGCUCGAGUUCAAAGCAGGUGUCGCUGGUGUGGAUUCGUGCGCGUUUUUCUUUUUUCCUACGUUUCCCGCACAGCAUUUGCUUGCAAGGAGGUGCUAGAAAUCGAAAGGUUGUGAAUGUGUUUUUGAAAAAUAAAUAUUGCAUUCACAUUGUAUUUUGUUAUAAAAUAAAGCCUUUUGUGACAUCAUA
This is a messenger RNA of Dermacentor andersoni, 2570 nucleotides long. Its product is annotated as methionine adenosyltransferase 2 subunit beta-like. NCBI's taxonomy places the organism in Eukaryota, Metazoa, Arthropoda, Arachnida, Ixodida, Ixodidae. Gene Ontology annotation, biological process: S-adenosylmethionine biosynthetic process. The record is from RefSeq and is a predicted model, not a curated record. Gene Ontology annotation, molecular function: methionine adenosyltransferase regulator activity. Gene Ontology annotation, cellular component: methionine adenosyltransferase complex.